Molecule: messenger RNA, 1687 nt
Organism: Peromyscus eremicus (cactus mouse)
Lineage: Eukaryota; Metazoa; Chordata; Mammalia; Rodentia; Cricetidae
Product: testis-expressed protein 19.2
Exons: 3
Coding region: 275-1264 (329 amino acids)
Biological process (GO): male gonad development; placenta development; spermatogenesis
Cellular component (GO): cytoplasm; nucleus
Source: RefSeq, a predicted model, not a curated record
UGCGCCUCGGGGGCCAGGGUGACUCAGCGCCUUGGCGGCCUGCGUCGGGGGCUCAUGGGAGAUAUGCAAAUGAGCUGGAGCAUCAUGGGUGAAGGCCCCGUGUAAGGCGGUGGUGCUGUGGCGAGGCGAACCUGGGUUUGGCGUCCAUUAGCCGCCUCGCUCGGAGCUCAGCCGGGAAGCUCCCCAGACACUGGAGCAAGUGUGAAGCUGGAGACGUUUCUGCGAUCUCAGGCCUGUCCACUUCUCCAAGGAGCUACAGGCAGGCGUCUGGGCCAUGUGUCCCCCAGUCAACGUUCGCCAUGGGGCCAAGGGCAUGUCUUGCCUCUAUGCGGCCUGGCUCUACCAGCUUGUCCACGGAGACCAGAUGAAGAUCUGCUUUGCUUGCUUCAAGGCAGCUUUCCUGGUAGUUAAAAACAUGCUGGAGAUGGGAAGCUGGGAAGAGGAAGAGUGGGGUGCGGAGCCCAUGGAACUCUCGGAGGCAGGGCCUGAGCCGGAGGAGUGGUCGGGGCUUAGCUGGGGAGAGGGGCAAGGGCAUCUGCCACAUGGCACUCCUGUCUCAACAGGGCCUGGCAUCCUGACACCAGGCCCUGUAGGGACAGAGGGGAUAGCACUGGGACCCCAGCCUGUACCCACCGAGCUGGGGCCUCAGGAAGCUGUACCCCUGGACCUGGGCCCUGAGGAUGCUGAGUGGACCCAGGCCCUGCCCUGGAGAUUUGAUGGCCUUUCCCCCUGCUCCCACUGGCUCAUCCCUCCUCUGUCCUGGUGGGAUGUUUUCAAUGUAAGCCCAUCUCCUGGGCAACCUGUAUUGUUGGAGUUGAGCCCCAUGUGGCCCAUGGAUCCGUUGGAAGCAGAAGCCUGGUUGGUAGACCUGAAGUUCGUCUUCCUGUUGGGUGGCUUCGAUGCCAUCUGCUACCUGCUGUCAAUGACUCCCUGCUGGGCUGUGAGGACCCGGGUCCAGCGCUGGCAGGUGUUGCUGGACCCUGGUGAGGUGAGGGUGGCCCAGCUACAGAAUGCACCUGAACAGCAGGACCUGAACCGCUGGAAGCUGAGCAUCCUGGAGUCCUCGGAGCUGGGGGUGGAGCUGGUGCCCGCUGACUGCAGCCUGCGGAAGGGAGGCUUCAAAGUGCACUCCUACCUGCCCUGGCACAAUAGCACCCCAGAGGGCUGGAGCAGGGAACCAGGGGAGAGGCUGCUUGUCAUAGAAGUUGUUUCUCUGAGGGAGCUGCCCUGCUUCCGCUCCCCCUCCCCUGAUUCUCACAACUGAGGGAAUGAUGCUCAGGCAGCCUCCAUUGUCCUUCCUGUACCAGGGCUCCAGGGACUGUGAAGUGCCAGAGGUUGUCUGUCCUCAGCCACAGGUCCAGGAGGAUGUCCAUCAUCUUUAGGGGAGGGCCUCAGAAACCUGGUUUGGUUGUCCUCAGUUGACUGUUUAGUGUUUGGAGGGUAAGGCCCUGCUUCAUGUGUAGGGGGAAGACUUGUGUACCAAGUAUUAUGGGGGACUUAGGUGUAGGUGAGGACACAGGAAAUGUGGCAACACCAAGUCAUGUGUGGUUGACCCACACGUGUUCUGAACUUGGCUUCUUCUGAGAGGCCAUGAGUCCUGGUUUCAGAGUUGACUGUUCAUGCUAUUGGUUCAGUUUCUGCCCUGUGACUGUUUCUAUCUAAUAAAGUUGUUAACAUUUUCAUAGAA